Messenger RNA from Tarenaya hassleriana, 2043 nucleotides. RefSeq lists its product as uncharacterized. The transcript is spliced from 2 exons. NCBI's taxonomy places the organism in Eukaryota, Viridiplantae, Streptophyta, Magnoliopsida, Brassicales, Cleomaceae. The annotation marks the transcript as partial. The record is from RefSeq and is a predicted model, not a curated record.
AUGUUGAGCUCAUCGGCUUUCAGAGGUAAACCUAACGAAGACCCGAUCCCUCACUUGACUCGAUUCAAGCUACUAUGCCAGUCAGUGAGGACAGUCCGCGGAGUUACCGAUGAGUCUCUCAUGCUCAUAGCCUUUCCAUUCUCCUUAAUGGAUACUGCUCUGGAAUGGCUCUACACACUACCUCCAGAUUCCAUAUGCUCAUGGGAACAGAUGCAAGAAAAGUUCAUGCAGCGGUUCUUCCCCGCUAGCAAGACCCAGCUCGCGAAACAACAAAUUAACUCAUUUUUGCAGGAACCUGAUGAAUCCUUACGUGAAGCUUGGGAUCGCUUUCAAGGAUACCAGAGAACAUGUCCUCACCAUGGAUGGGAUAAAAGGUACCUUAUUUCCACUUUCUUGCAGGGAUUAAAGGAGGACACUCGGGUUCUUAUUCGAGUAGCAUGUGGAGGAAGCCUCAACGAAAAGUCAUUCGACUUCAUAGAGCAACAGAUCAACAAGAUGGCCAAUGAGUGUGCUCGCUCUCACGAGUUUAUCAGAAACGUUAGCCUCAAAGAAAGUCGUGCAGGUAAGGAAAGUCUAUCUGAAAUUCAGGCAUUACGUGCAGAAUUGGCAAAACUUAAAAUGCAGGUUGAGAAUGCCCAUCAGAUCUCAGACUUAGACACAUCAGCCAACGGGUAUAAGAUCGAAGACGCCUACUAUGUAGAUAACAACCUGUACUCGAACGUGUCCAAUUCGGGGUGGAAGAAUCAUCCAAACUUCUCGUACACGAAUUCUUCCAACGUCUUGAAUACUCCCCAUGGAAAUUUCGGUGGUCCGUCUAAUCAAGGUCUUUCUCAAGGACAUCAACCUCGACCCCGAUCUCUCCAACAACAUCAGAAUCAGGCCGUUCAACACUACCUAGCGCCUUUUCAAUCUCAGCAGAAUUACGCUCCGUCUCCGCCUCCACCACAGGUAGAUUUUGACCUCGAUCUUAAGUCUAUGUUCACACAGCUUAUGCAGGGUCAAGAAGUCAUUCGCACCGAGAUGCGUGAACAUCAACAGAAGACCGACGCCCAUUUCAAGCUUAUCGAUAAUCAAAUAGCUCAACUUGCUGCCUCUAUACCUUCGCGACCUCAAGGAUCACUUCCAGGUAAACCCGAGAUAAAUCCUAGAGAGCACUGCAAUGCAGUGUUCUUAAGAAGCGGGAAGCAACUUGAGGAUGUCGUCCCCCCUACUCUUGAAAAAGGUGAGUCUUUUUACUCUAGAUCUGCGAUCACCUCUAACAUUCAGUCUGCAGAUACUCCAGUUAAGAUGACAUGUGAGGAAGAACCAAAGUAUGUUCCUCCACCUCCCAGACCUCCUCCAGUUCCAUUCCCUUCACGACUUGUGCAACAAAAAGAGGCCAGCCAGUUUAAGCGCUUCACGAACAUGAUAAAGAAAUUGGAGGUCACAAUACCUUUUCAUGAGGUAAUCACUCAAAUGCCCUCUUAUGCCAAAUUUCUCAAGGAUAUUCUGGCUAGGAAGAAGACACUGGAGAAGGAGACAAUAGCAUUAACCAAAGAGUGCAAUGCCAUUUUUCAACAUGAUCUGCCCCGUAAGAUGGCAGACCCAGAUUCAAGCAUGCCUAUCAUUCUAGGGUGUCCCUUUCUCAACACAGCAGAUGUCGUCAUCCACGUCAGAGCGGGUCGUCUUACUAUGUCCAUUGGAGACGAGACAAUAGAAUUCAUACUAAAUCAAAAGGACAAUCCAGACGAAAGUGUGAAAUCUAUUUGUUCAGUUUACAAGCUCAAAACGCCUAAGAACCAGGACCACAGACACAAGGUUAGGCGAGGACCGGAUCCAGAUAGGACAAAAGGUAAGACAGAAGCUAACAUGGUUGGGCAGGUCACUUACUCAUCAAACCAUCGUGAGAACUGGCUCGAAUCUCAUGCAUCACCACCAGAUUUUUCUCUACUAGGUUGGCAGAAGAGUGUGAAAUCUAUUUGUUCAGUUUACAAGCUCAAAACGCCUAAGAACCAGGACACAGACACAAGGUUAGGCGAGGACCGGAUCCAGAUAGGACAAAAG